Messenger RNA from Trypanosoma cruzi, 1020 nucleotides. RefSeq lists its product as uncharacterized. Gene Ontology annotation, molecular function: ubiquitin binding. Lineage: Eukaryota; Euglenozoa; Kinetoplastea; Trypanosomatida; Trypanosomatidae. The record is from RefSeq and is a predicted model, not a curated record. The coding region runs from base 1 to 1020 and encodes 339 amino acids. Gene Ontology annotation, biological process: autophagosome assembly; proteasome-mediated ubiquitin-dependent protein catabolic process; membrane fusion. The transcript has a single exon. Gene Ontology annotation, cellular component: cytosol; nucleus.
AUGCCAAAAAAUGAAGACGAUGAGGUGGCGACACUCAUAGCGUUUAUGCCUUGGCUGCAGCGGGAGGAGGCUCUGAAACUGUUAAAAAACUAUGGUGGUGACGCAGAGAGCGUCAUGCGGUUUCUCGAGGAGGCAGCCUCUAGCCAAGGGGAGCCGCAAGCGUCACCAUCACCAGCGGAUCAGAGGAAGAAAACGGGAGCCAAGAAGGCGGAAGGCAAGAAAAUGACCGAAAAGUAUUUUGUUGGCGGAGGUUCGUCGUCCGGACAGGAGGUAAUUGGCGGGGAUGGAGGGGUAGAUAACGUCAUCGAGUCUCUUUUUGACAAGGCGCGUCAGCAGUUGGGUGAGGAGGGUGCUGAGGCGCAGUUCUUUUUUGGCCGUGGACGACGUCUUGGCCAUACAACGUCGGAAAGUCCGUUUAUUGAGUCCACGCUGAAACCGCGACGAGAAAUUGUGCUCACAGUGUACCGUGACAGCUAUCGUGUUGACGAUGGACCGCGAAUGCCGAAGGAAAGCGAAGAAGGCAUGGCGUUUUUCAAGGCGCUGGAGGCGGGUGUGGUGCCUGAAGGAAUUGCCGCAAUUUACCCCAACACAAGCAUUUCUGUACGACUGGUUGACUGUACCCAACAGGAUGCUCCGCCAACUUUCUUACCCUUUGCCGGGGAGGGCCACAGACUUGAUUCCAAUACGUCAACGACUGCACCAGCCGCCUCUUCUGUGGCGAAAACAGGUACGGAUGCCACUCCUGUGAAUAUGAGCGACAAUUUCGAGCUUCAUGAGGACGAGGAGGUGACAAAGCUGGCGAUUGUGAAUCUUAUUGGGGAGCGCAAAGAGUUUAGGGUAAACCCCAAUCGCCACACCGUUGGGGAUGUUUUCUUUUUGGCGGCGCGGCACGCACAACCGGGGGCGUUGGCCUUUCAACUCAUUGCCCGUGACGUCCCUCCGCGUCCAUUGACGGAUCGUUCUCUGACGAUUGACGUUGCUAAUUUGAGGAAUGCCACGGUGAUUAUGCGCCGAACUUGA